CAGCAGUGUCUGCUUGGGAUUUGCUUCUUGCUCUGUGCUGGAGGCUGCACUGUUCAGCACCUGCUCCCUGUCCCCCCCUGCACCGCCCUCUUCAUCCUCCAGGUGGAGCCAGCGUCCCCCCCUCUCAGUGCAGGUAGGCUCCAGCCCCCAUAGACUUGGUUCUGAGUUGUGCCCUUGAGUUCACACCAGUGCUGGGUGUGACCUGCAGAGCUGACACUGUGUGUGUGUGUGUGCUGGAUAUUCCGCUCAGCCGGUGCAGUGUGCACGCUGCAGGUGUCCCCUUACCCCUCCACCCACUUGGCCCACUUUGGAUUACAUUACAGCAGCAGCGCAGAAGGAACAAUCACACCAGAGGAGCCGACGGCGAAGGGCAGCACUUCAGCAUGAGGAGUACGGCUGCAGAAGGGGGACGCUGGCUGGUGGUGCUGGGCUUUCUCCUCCUUACUGACCCGUCCCUGGCAUUGGUGGAGGUCCACGUGGAACAGAAAUCGGUGACGGCGGUGGAGGGACACGGCAUAACUCUCCCCAUCUGGUACUCCAGCAGCUCGGAUGAAAAGCCGUAUGUCAUGUGGUCGGUGCAGCGCGAUCAGGGGGAGCAGGUUCAGAUCUUGAAGUACAUGGAUGGAGAGACCUCCGUGGCUCCGGAUUUCAAGGACCGGCUGAGGUUCGCCCACGCCAUGCCAACGAGGAACAUCUCCGUCGUCAUCAACAGGACGCUGGCGACGGACGCGGGGAAGUACCGCUGUUUCGUCAACGUGAAAAACGACGACAUCAGCGGCAGCAGCAACAUCGGGGCGGUGGAUGUUCCUCCUUCUAAACCCACCUGUCAAUUGUAUGGAAGUCCGUACGUCGGAGCCAACGUCACCCUCAGCUGCAGGUCAUCCUCCGGGCAGCCGACUCCUACCUAUGCCUGGAUAAAGAAAGCCAAGAUCAACAUGGUGUUUUUCCCGCCGGCCCAUGACAGCGUGAAGGGGACGUUAACCCUGACGAAUCUUUCCAGUGAGCACAGCGGAACAUACAUGUGUACGUCCAGGAACACGGCCGGUGUGGCGGAGUGUAACAUCGCAAUGGAGGUGACGUCAGCGUCCAGAGUGGCCAUCAUAGUCGGCGCCGUGGUCGGCACCAUCGUCGCUCUGUGCUGCCUGGCCAUCUUGAUAACCGUUCUGAUCUAUUUAUACCGACGGCAGAAGAAGGAAGCUCAGGACGAGAUGGAGAAUGAGAUUAAGGAGGACGCGGCGGCCCCGAAAACGCUCACCUGGGCCAAGGCAAACGGGUCAGAUCUUACUUACAAAAACGGCACCCUGUCCUCCGUGAACAGCAACCGGAGCCGCAAGCCUUACCCCCCCAAAUCCCCCUCCGACACCACGUCCAUAAAUACCGCCAUAGGCAGCACCGCCGGCUACAGACCCCCCUAUAUCAGCGACAGAGGGCGAGUCACGACGCCGACCCCCAGCAUGUCCAGCCAGUCUCUGCCGGCGUACAUGGCGCCGGUGAACGGCAACUACUACACUACCGCCGUGUCGACAAACAGAAGCUCCGCCCAGAAGGCAAACGGCGUGGAACAGCCAGCGCCCAGGAAGGAUUUAAACAUUCCGUCUGGGGUGACUCCGUCCAAUCUGGUGCGCAUGGGGGCCGUGCCGGUGAUGGUGCCGGCUCAGAGUCAGGCGGGGUCCCUGGUGUGAGGCGGCUCGGUAUUAUUUAUGACUGAAUGUUUACAGGACUUAAGCAGCCAAC
Molecule: messenger RNA, 1734 nt
Organism: Nanorana parkeri
Lineage: Eukaryota; Metazoa; Chordata; Amphibia; Anura; Dicroglossidae
Gene: ESAM
Product: endothelial cell adhesion molecule
Exons: 7
Coding region: 384-1682 (432 amino acids)
Biological process (GO): homophilic cell-cell adhesion
Cellular component (GO): plasma membrane; adherens junction
Molecular function (GO): cell-cell adhesion mediator activity
Source: RefSeq, a predicted model, not a curated record